GUCAGUGCUGACGGCAGGCUAUAUUUGAAUCCUUUGAGCCAUAAACUGUGAAACUUGAACAAAUAUUUGCUAAUUCAAAAAGGACUGUGGCUGCGGUAUUACAAUCAUACCGUUAAUUUCUCAGCAGGUAACAUGGAGUAUCCUGUGCUGUGUGCUCUCCUGGUUUUUCUCACCACCAGUAAAGAUGUUAGGGGUCAGACGAUAGUUGCGUCUCCCAAUCCUGCAGCUGUGAACAGCAAUGUCACACUGCAGGUGUACCCUGACACAUCCAUCCCAGGAGGGAUGUGGUUUCAUGAAUCAACAUACAUCCUCAUGUGGUACCCCGAAGGUUCCUUGGUUGAUCCUAUAUGGACAAGCCGGAUCACCUUCAACUCAACAUCUUUGGCUCUGUCCAUAAGAUCUGUCCAGGUGGCAGAUUCAGGACUAUAUUUGAUACGAGGGUCCAUGCAACUGAUUGGGACUUUGUCGGUCCAAGAGCCCAUUUCAAACGCCACCCUGAGGGCCGAUGCCACAGACCUGGUGGAGCUAAAUGACACAGCAGUUUUCACUUGCUCUGUCACCACUGGCUCCUCCCUCUCCUACCUCUGGCUUAAUGGCAGCUCUGAGGUCAAUGCCAGUCUGGUUCGGCUGACCAAUGGCGGUUCCACUCUCAGCAUCGCUACGGUAACCCGCUAUGACACGGGGCCGUUCAGGUGCAACGUCUCCAAUGGCAUCAGUCACGACAUGGCCAGACAGUCUAUAAGUCUGAAAAUUAGCUAUGGCCCAAGUGACCCUACCAUAACAACCAACCCCAAGAUGGCCGCCUACAUUGUGGGUUCCAACAUUUCUCUGUCAUGCUCCGCCCAGUCCAACCCCAAUGCAACCUAUCAAUGGAGCUUUGAGGGGCAGUCGUUAAACCAGGGAGGCACACAGCUGCUUUUGGGAAACAGCAAACAGACCCAAACAGGAAAUUACACGUGUUCAGCUCAAAACAGUGUCACUCGGAGGUCAGCCAGUGUGACGACCAUGAUCAGGAUUGUGGAGCCAAUAUCAGCAGUUAUGGUGAACAGCGCCGGCAAACAACCGAUUCAGAACCAGUCGUUUACUCUGAGUUGCAAUGUGUCUGGUCCUGCGGACUACAUCCACUGGAUGAAGAACAACCAGAUGAUCUCUGAUGCCAGCGUGACAGACUUCUCUGUAGUCAACAAAACACUGACCAUCAACUCAGUCCAGCGCUCAGACAAUGGCAACUAUUCAUGUGAGGCCUUCAAUGCAGUGAGCAACAAGACAAGCAAUCCAUACAGUCUGCUGGUGAACUUUGGACCAGAAAUGCCAGUUACCAAUGGUAGGGCCUUAGCCUUGACGGGCCAGAAUGUGACCCUUACCUGCUCAGCCUCCUCUCAGCCCCCCAGCACCUACACCUGGGUGUUCAAUGGCUCCCAGGUGGCUACUGGCUCAGUCUAUGAGUUUGUCCCGCUGACCUCACACAAUAAUGGAGAGUACACCUGUAUGGCCUUCAACAACAUCACAAACAAGAACAGCACAGCCUCUCAGAAGCUCACCGUGAUUGAACCGGUUACCAUGGCCACGGUGAAAGUAUUGGGAGCUCAGCCAAUAGCGAACCAAACGUUUAACCUGACCUGUGAAACAACAGGAAGUGUUUACUCUGUGCACUGGAUGAGGGACCAACUGCCUCUCUACCCCGACAGCAUAAGGGUCUUCUCCAUGGACAACAGCACUCUCACAUUCAGCCCCGUCCUUCUCUCUGACAAUGGACACUAUCAGUGUUCUGCGACCAACCCUCUAAGCCAAAUGAACAGCAGCAACUACACGCUCAUGGUCAACUAUGGGCCAGACACUCCUGUCGUUAUGGGCCCAUGGUUGGCCAUGACGGGCCAGAAUGUGACCCUUACCUGCUCGGCCUCCUCUCAGCCCCCCAGCACCUACACCUGGGUGUUCAAUGGCUCCCAGGUAGCCACUGGCUCAGUUUAUGAGUCUGGUCCGCUGACCUCACACAAUAAUGGAGAGUACACCUGUAUGGCCUUCAACAACAUCACAAACAAGAACAGCACAGCCUCUCAGAAGCUCACCGUGAUUGAACCGGUUACCAUGGCCACGGUGAAAGUAUUGGGAGCUCAGCCAAUAGCGAACCAAACGUUUAACCUGACCUGUGAAACAACAGGAAGUGUUUACUCUGUGCACUGGAUGAGGGACCAACUGCCUCUCUACCCCGACAGCAUAAGGGUCUUCUCCAUGGACAACAGCACUCUCACAUUCAGCCCCGUCCUUCUCUCUGACAAUGGACACUAUCAGUGUUCUGCGACCAACCCUCUAAGCCAAAUGAACAGCAGCAACUACACGCUCAUGGUCAACUAUGGGCCAGACACUCCUGUCGUUAUGGGCCCAUGGUUGGCCAUGACGGGCCAGAAUGUGACCCUUACCUGCUCGGCCUCCUCUCAGCCCCCCAGCACCUACACCUGGGUGUUCAAUGGCUCCCAGGUAGCCACUGGCUCAGUUUAUGAGUCUGGUCCGCUGACCUCACACAAUAAUGGAGAGUACACCUGUAUGGCCUUCAACAACAUCACAAACAAGAACAGCACAGCCUCUCAGAAGCUCACUGUCAUCUCACCCAUCACACAAGUGCAGAUCCACACACCCCUGAAGUCACCCAUUGAGGGUCAGUCAUACACCAUGAACUGUAAUGUGACAGGACCAGUCGACCACGUCGACUGGUGGAAGGAUGGCCUGCUCAUGUCUUCCAACAACAGAACUAACUUUGCUGUGGACAACCGAACAGUAAUCAUUAACCCAAUCCAGCAGUCAGAUAUGGGUGACUACAAAUGCCAAGCCAUGAAUGCAGUAAGCAACAUGACCAGCAAUCCAUACAGCCUUGUGGUGAACUAUGGACCAGAGACACCAAUGUUGUUUGGACCAUGGUUAGCCGCGUCAGGUGUGAAUGUGACCCUUACCUGCUCGGCCUCCUCUCAGCCCCCCAGCACCUACACCUGGGUGUUCAAUGGCUCCCAGGUGGCUACUGGCUCAGUCUAUGAGUCUGGCCCGCUGACCUCACACAAUAAUGGAGAGUACACCUGUAUGGCCUUCAACAACAUCACAAACAAGAACAGCACAGCCUCUCAGAUGCUCACUGUCAUCCAUCCAAUAACAUUCUCAACCAUAAGCGACGGAGGAAAACCAGCCAUACUGAACAAGUCCUUCUCAAUGACCUGCAGUGUGGAUGGAGAAGCCCCCUCAAUCCACUGGAUGAAGGACGGCUCGUACCUCCACCCUGAUCACUGGACAGUUUUCUCCAUGGACAACAGGACAGUAACCUUCAACACCGUCCAGCUUUCAAACCAGGCUGUCUACGCCUGCACAGCCAGUAAUGCUGUGAGCAACUACACCAGUCCUGGAUACAUGCUUGUCGUGAACUAUGGACCUGGGAAGCCCAUGAUUCACGGACCAACUGUCAGUGAGUUGGGGGCCAAUGUGACCCUUACCUGCUCGGCUUCCUCUCAGCCCCCCAGCCACUUUACCUGGUGGUUCGAUGGCUCCCAGGUGGCCACUGGCCCAGAGUUUAAAUCUGGCCCCCUGACCUCACACAAUAAUGGAGAGUACACCUGUAUGGCCUUCAACAACAUCACAAACAAGAACAGCACAGCCUCUCAGGGUCUAUCUAUCAUUGCGGGCAUCACAUCAGUAACAGUCAAACCCAACACAACGCCAAUAAACCUCAAACAACUAACAGUUACAUGUGAAGUCAACGGGUCCUACAGCGCCCUCUACUGGAUGAAGAACAGCGUCUCACUUUACGGCUCCACAAACUCAUCUCUCCACAUCCUCAACAACACUCUGCACUUCAAUCCUGUGACGCUCUCUGACAAUGGAACCUAUCAGUGUGUGGCGACCAACCUUGCUGGUAAUCAUACCAGUCCACCAUACCACCUACAGGUCAACUAUGGCCCUCUGGAUAUAUCGAUCAGUGGGCCUGACUCUGCUGUGAUUGGCUCAGGCGUCAAAGUCACUCUGAAGUGCUCGGCCGACUCCUGGCCAACCAGCCAAUAUGAUUGGUUGUUCAACCAGAAGUCAUUGUCGAAGAACAACCCUAUACUGGAUGUAACAGUCCUGACCGAAAAUGCAGGGAAAUACACGUGCAAUGCCAUCAACUCCGUGACCAACAUCACCAUGUCCAAGAUUCACAAAUUAAACAUCACUGGAAAUGCUGUCCUCCCACUCCACUCCAGUGCUGGUUUGAUGCUGAUGGUUCUGGUCGCUCUCUUCGUCCCUGUGGUCAAUGACCUGUGGUCCCACUGAGACCCUCAGUAGAAACAGGGAGAAACAAUUCCAAUACCAAGACCACUUCGUUUGAUAGACCUUCCCCUCCUCCCUCUAUCCACUCUCCUCCCUUAACUUCUCUUCCAAUGAUCUGUAAAAGACUGGAUUGGCAUUUUCAAUAUAGUCAUAACUGAGCCAAAAUCACAAACCAACAAAACAAAAGAUGGUGUAGUUUUGUUCAUAUGGCUUAGACCCAUCCUUUGGGAAUGUUUGUAGGCAAGAGAACAAAAGGCAAGGGAGCAGAGUGUGAGGUGAAAUAGAAAGAAAGAUGUGCAAACUAAAGUGUUCUAUUAUACUCUCUGUGCACAAAUCCUAAAGUGAUGCCAUCACGGGUUAAAGGGGCGUGUCUCGGUGUUUGUUUUAGCUAUAUUCAGCAAAAUACCUUUUAAUGUACGUUUAAUGUACGAUCCAUCAAUAAUUUUGUGUUUACGUCAAAUGAAUCUAGGCUACCGAUCUAAUUAAAAUAUUUUAUUUUCGCCGUUCUAGGCUACUUCUACAAAAUACAUGCAUUAACAGUUAACAAAAACUUUGUGAUUAUGUACAUAUCACGUUUUAAUUCUUGUGAAAGAUAGUUUAUAUUUCCCUUCUGUGAUUUAUUUUCUUAAAUAAAGUUUUGUGUCUCAAAAUUUAUUUAUUUUUACCAGUAGUCUAGGUCAGGGUGCAAUAUUGGUUACAUUCCCCGUGAUCAAACUGUGAAAAGAUUUUUUUUCCUUAGCAUAUGCUGCCCCUCAGGACAAACCAAAGACAUCUGAAUCGCAAAGAUGAUUUAUUUUCUAUAAGUUUAUUACAAACAAGUACGUAUUUAUGCAAGUAUGUGGUAAUACACCUCUUAGCAUUAAUAUGGAAUAUAUGCUGUAUAUUUGCAAAUGGGACAUGCUCCUUUUGAAUGGAAUAUAUGAUACAAAAAUGUUAUGGAGGCAUGGUUUAUGAAAGUGAAUUUCCUUAAAUGGGUGUGGUG
Molecule: messenger RNA, 5269 nt
Organism: Osmerus eperlanus (European smelt)
Lineage: Eukaryota; Metazoa; Chordata; Actinopteri; Osmeriformes; Osmeridae
Gene: ceacam1
Product: CEA cell adhesion molecule 1
Exons: 17
Coding region: 133-4290 (1385 amino acids)
Source: RefSeq, a predicted model, not a curated record